Molecule: messenger RNA, 1047 nt
Organism: Salvia hispanica
Lineage: Eukaryota; Viridiplantae; Streptophyta; Magnoliopsida; Lamiales; Lamiaceae
Product: eukaryotic translation initiation factor 6-2-like
Biological process (GO): cytosolic ribosome assembly
Molecular function (GO): ribosome binding
Source: RefSeq, a predicted model, not a curated record
AUUAAAUAAAAUUAUAAAAUCUUGACCUAAAAUUCUUCUUCACCUCCCCCAUCUCCAAGCUUCUGCUUCCGGCUAGGAACCGCACCGCCGCUUUUUAUCUUCUUCUUGAGAUUAAUCGCUUAUUCUUCUACUUAAUUAAGAUUUGAACGUUUGUUGUUCAUCGUCCAGCUCCUUAUCCUUUACUAUGGCAACAAGAUUGCAAUACGAGAAUAACUGUGAGAUUGGGGUUUUCUCCAAGCUUACCAAUGCCUACUGUCUGGUUGCGAUUGGGGGUUCGGAGAACUUCUACAGCACAUUUGAGGCUGAGUUGGCUGAUGUGAUUCCUGUGGUGAAAGCCUCGGUUGCGGGUACCAGAAUUAUUGGACGUCUAUGUGCAGGAAAUAAGAAUGGUUUGCUUUUGCCUCACAAUACUACUGAUCAAGAGCUUCAGCACUUAAGGAACAGUCUCCCUGAUUCCGUUGUUGUUCAGCGAAUUGAGGAGAGAUUAUCUGCCCUAGGUAACUGCAUUUCCUGCAAUGAUCACGUUGCUCUUUCGCAUCCUGACCUCGACAAGGAAACUGAGGAAUUGAUCGCAGAUGUGCUUGGUGUGGAGGUUUUCCGUCAGACUGUAGCCGGCAAUAUUCUUGUCGGGAGUUAUUGUACCUUUUCCAACAGAGGUGGCCUGGUCCAUCCUCAUACAUCCAUUGAAGAUCUAGAUGAGCUCUCGACACUCCUCCAAGUUCCUUUGGUCGCUGGGACUGUGAACCGUGGUAGCGACGUGAUAGCUGCUGGCCUGACAGUGAAUGACUGGACGGCUUUCUGUGGGUCAGACACCACAGCGACCGAGUUGUCUGUUAUCGAGAGUGUGUUUAAGCUGAGGGACUCUAAACCUAGUGCGCUGGUCGAUGAAAUGAGGAAAUCUUUGAUCGAUACCUAUGUGUGAAACACAUAAUUUGCUUUUGUACCAAGCGGUAUGACCAGAUUUUGUUAGUGUUUGAAUUUGACAAACUUCUUUUCUUUGUUGUGAUACGAUAUUAUCCAUCAAUAUAUAUCAGUUGUUUUUUGUCC